AUGCCCAAGAAGAGCCACGGCAGCCUCCCCUCCGGGCUGGGCGAGCUGGUCAAGCUCCAGAACUCUGGCAUCCUGACCGCCGACCCGACCGCCCACCAGGGCAAGCGCGAGCGAAAAAAGCCGGAGCUGUUCGUGGCAAACGGCGAGCCUGACCGGCCAAAGCGUGCUGCGGAGGAGCCGCCGCCUCCGGCCGCUGCGGAGGAGGCCGCGCCGUCGGCUGCGAGCCAGGCGGCCGCACGCGAGGCGCCGCCUCCGGGCGGCCGCUCCAAGCCGGGCAAGGCGCGGAGCCGGCCAUUGGCCGCGCCUGCCGCUCAGGCGGCGGCGGCGCCACCGCAGCGCAAGCGGUCCGAGUCGGCCGGGCCGUCGGGGAGUGGCGAGGGCGCCGCCGACGAGGGCGCCGCCGGCCCCGAGGGCUCGGCGGUGCAGCGGCAGCGCUCGCGCCCGCGGGCUGAGGGACGCGAGCCGGCGCGCGAGGCGCGCGACGGCAAGCCGGCGCGCGGCGAGCAGCACCGGGAGAGUGCCGCCAAGCGGACGCAGCUGAUGCGCGGCCUCGAGCCGGUGCAGCAGCUCUUGAUGCUCGGCUUCAUCCCGGACGAGGCGGACGCCGACGUGUGGGCCGACUUUGGGACGCUCGCCAACGGCAAGGUGGAGAUUCGCCUGUCCAAGGUUCAGACGAUUGUCGGCGAAAACGCCCUUGGCCGCGGCCUGUUCGCGUGCCAGGAUUUCGCGUGCAACGACAUCAUCACCGUCUACGGGGGCGAGCUGAUCACCGACGACGAGGCGCGCGUGCGGCGCGACGCGCGGGGCUCGCAGUCGCACCGCUACCUGAUGCGCAUCUCCGACUCGGACUACCUCGUGGACGGCUGGCAGUAUGCGUCGGGCGUCUCAGAGACGCCGGGCGAGCACGGCGUCUUCCUCCCGACCAAGGCGCACGCGACGCAGUUCUCGCAGGGGGCCGGCCCGAUGGCCAACCACGAUAUUGGCCUCGGCGCCAACUGCCAUAUCUCGUACGUCCCGCUCGCGCGCUCGGAGGCUUUCCAGCUCUUCCCGCGCGUGCCGACGCUGCGCGCGAUCCGCGAAAUCAAGGCGGGCGAGGAGAUCAAGUUCAACUACGGCUCCGCGCUGCCCUUUUGCCCGCAGCCGUCGCUCUCGGUCACCGCGGCGGCCGAGGGCGCCGACGCCUCGACCGAGGACGCCGGGGAAUACCUCGAGCUCUCGCGCUACUGGUCAGACCUGGAGUGGGAGGCGGUGGGCGUGGACGCGGGCGUGCUGCGCGUCGCGCUGUCCGACCUGCGGACGGCGGCGGCGGAGCUCGCGCGAUACCGCGAGAAGCACGAGGCGCUGCAGCGCGUCGUCAAGCUGCUCGAGCCCAUCCCGUCGGACUGCCCGCUGGCGGCCGAGGCGUCGCGCCUCUUCGAGACCUUGCGCGAGCUGGCGGACCGCGUGCACCGCAACGUCAGCUCGGUGCUCCACAAGGAGACGGGGAAGGACCCACGCCAUGCGGAGUCGGAGCAGGGGCGGCAGCAGCAAAGCUUCAAGGAGGAGCUGCAGGCGAUGAGGCAGAUUAUGAAGGAGCGCCAUCAGGCGCUGCGCGCAGGGGCAGCGGCUGACGCGGCACCGCCGGCUCUCAGCGACUCGGGUGACGCGGCCGACGACGGUGCCGCGCCGGAUGGGGCCGAUGCAGACGGCGCGCCCGCAUCAAAGCGGCGCCGGGCUGCCCCCGCCAGCAGCAGCGGCGCCGGCGCCACGGCAGCAGCGAACCUCCCGCCGAACUGGAGUGUGGAGGUGCGCGAGGGGAGCGCGAAGCGGUACAACGUCUACCAUGGCCCAGCAGGGCUGCGGGCCGUCUCUGUGCCCGAUGCGUGGCGCAAGCAUCGCGGCGAGACCGAGACCGCGCCGGAGCCCGCUGCUGCCGCGCCCGCGCCUGCUGCUGAUCCCGCGCCGAACUCCGGGCGCAUCCGCCGGCGCGACAUCGUCGAGCCCUUCGCCGGGCCGGUGCCAAAGGAGCUCUGCGACUACAACCGCGCGCCCGUGCCGGCGAGCGGGCUGCAAGAGGAGGCGGUACUUGCGGCGCCCGCAGCUGCGGCCUCCAAGGCGGUGCUCGCACCCGCACCCGCACCCGCACCCGCUCCGGCGCCGAGCUCCGGGCGCAUCCGCCGGCGCGACAUCAUGGAGCCGUUCGCCGGGCCGGUGCCUAAGGAGCUCUGCGACUACAACCGGCCCGGCCUCUCCCUUCUCGCAGACCAGGACGUCAGCAUGGCAUCCCUCGCUGAGCAGUCUGGUGUCGCGCCCGCCGUGGCGAAGCAGCCGGGCGCAGGCAAGGCCUCGAUCGAGACCGACGCUCCGGCGCCCGCCGGGGAGCCCAGGCGCGUCGAUCUCGCCCGAGAUGGGCGCGGUGGUGACGACGAUUGCGCCAUCAUGCUGAGCACCGCGCCCGUCCCCGAGACGUUGCCGGAAGCGGGCACAGACAACAUGUCCUCCCUUGUCGCCAAUGCGUUUCAGCGCUUCCGUACCACUACGCAAGGCAAGCAGCUGCCUCCGCCGCCGCCGCCGCCACAGCCGCCAUCCGCCGUCCUUAGCACCGCCGCAGCGCCGGAGACAGAGCAGCUUAGGUACUCGAAGAUGCAGCAGAAGAUCAACAUGCAGCAGCUACAGCAGGUUCAGUGCCAGAUCCAGGGAUUACGCGAGGAGCGGGACGCGCGGGCGUGCGAGGUCCAGCGGGUCGUGCAGCUGAAUUGGGUCGGCGGGUUUGGUGAGAUGCAUCAGCGGAUCGCACACGAGCAGUCGAUGAUCAACAACGACUACGUGCUGCGGCAGGGCAUGCUAGAGCGGACGGCGCGCCAGCUGCAGGAGCGCGUCGCUUGCCUUGGGCGCGACAUUGCGUCACUCGAGGCAGGGAGGCUCUCCGGAGGCGCUGAGUCACACGCGACGCGAUCCGGCGGCUUGGCGGGGCCGCAGACAACGAUUCGGACGCGCGUUUCGCAGUUCGAGCGCCGAUUCCUCCUCGCCCGCCCCCAGCCUUCCGCACCGAGCAGCUUGCAGCGUGUCGAGGAGGAGAGCGGCGCGCGUCUUGACGUCUCGUCGGCGUCCUCGGACAGCCACGUCGAGAUCCUGAUUUCCGGCUCGCACUUCGCUGUCGGGCGAGCGCAGACAGCGCUGCACUCCCUCAUGCGCGGCAUGGCCCGAGCGUCGCUGCGCAAGGGGCAGGGGAUGCAGUCGGACACCAGGCAGGCGGCGAGCGGUCCGCCGCGACUGGAUCAGGCGAGUGCGCAAGAAGUCGUCGCCUUUGCAACAAAGGAAUCGGGGCCGAGAUCGGUGCCGCCGCCGCCAGCUCCGCAGCCGCCGCCGCCACCUCCGCAGCCGCCGCCGCCGCCUCCGCAGCCGCCGCCGCCGCCGCCGCCGACAUCUUCUCCUGUGGAUGCGGCCAUGGACAGCGGGGCGGACGCAGUGAAGGGCGUCGAGGCGGCCGCGCCGGGCGGCGUGGCGGCACCGGCGGGCGGCGAGGUGGCAUCGGCACCGGCGGGCGGUGAGGCGGACGCGGCGGGCGGUGAGGCGGACGCGGCGGGCGGCACAGUGGCAGCGGCGGGCGGCGAGGUGGCAGCGGCGGGCGGUGAGGCGGACGCGGCGGGCGGCACAGUGGCAGCAGCGGGCGGCAAGGUCGAGGCGGAGGGUGGCGACGCAGCUGAGGCGGGGUGCUACUCGCCGCGCGCCGACCAGGCGCCAAUGGGUACGGAGACGGUGCGCCCGCUGUGGUCGCUCCCGCUGCGGCAGCAGGCGUCAGCGACGCUGAGGCCGCCGCUGAGCUGCUCAAGGCGACGCGGCGAGUAA
Messenger RNA from Emiliania huxleyi CCMP1516, 3828 nucleotides. RefSeq lists its product as hypothetical. The record is from RefSeq and is a predicted model, not a curated record. Gene Ontology annotation, cellular component: actin filament; cytoplasm. Gene Ontology annotation, biological process: actin filament polymerization. Bases 1 to 3828 code for a protein of 1275 amino acids. The transcript has 3 exons. Gene Ontology annotation, molecular function: actin binding; microtubule binding. Lineage: Eukaryota; Haptophyta; Isochrysidales; Noelaerhabdaceae.